Molecule: messenger RNA, 8317 nt
Organism: Synchiropus splendidus (mandarinfish)
Lineage: Eukaryota; Metazoa; Chordata; Actinopteri; Syngnathiformes; Callionymidae
Gene: crlf3
Product: cytokine receptor-like factor 3
Exons: 9
Coding region: 422-1756 (444 amino acids)
Molecular function (GO): protein binding
Source: RefSeq, a predicted model, not a curated record
AGUGUCAUUUUUGGAGCACAACACUUGGUUUCUCGAGUCAAACGUGUUCGACUGUCAUGUCUCCGGGUCACUGAUACAGGUGAGCUGCGAUUCCUCGUCUUCAGGGAGCAGAGACUGCAGGCCACGAGUUCGUGUUCCGUCAGAUGAGGCCCACAGUUCGCUCUUUUUCACGCGUGUUCCGCGAACCCUCGUCUGCGGUCCCAAGCUAACUUGCUCAGCUAGCUUGCUUCACCAACACGGCUGCGCGUGAACACGGUCGUUCAGUCGCUCGUCGGGUUUCGACGUCUGUGUUCGAGCUGCGAGAGUGACAGCAGAAGCGGCUGGAAACUUGUCUCUCCGCUCCGUCUGAAUGGCACAUGAAGAUCCUGGAUGUUAGCUGCAGAACUCCGGGUCAUUGCUGAGUGCCACACCUGACACGAGUAUGUCUGUGGAGGUGGACCAGUUGCUGCAGGAGGCGAAGGAGAGCAUCGAGGCUGCGCAGAACUACCGCAGCGAGCUUCAGCAGAGGCUUCAUGGACUCAACCAGGCUCGCAAACAGAUCCGCGGCAGCUCGGGUCAAGCCCGCGAUGCCCUCCGCAGACACUUUGCCGAAGUGCAGACGGUGGCCGCGCGGCUGCUGACGGAGCGUCUGGACGUGCUGCUGUCCGAGGUGGACGCGGUGGAGGCGGAGAGCAUCAAGCCUCUGGACGAGUGUCAGAGCCUGAUCGAGCAUGGAGUGAGCCAGGCCGACGAGCUGCUGCGGGAAGGAGAGGCGGCGCUGCGCUGUGGACUCGGGGAGAAAGAGGACCAACUGGGCCGGUUCACUAAGAAGGCUCUGCACAUUCACCUGGACAGUCUCCCUGAGGUCCCGGCUCUGGUGGACGUGGCGAGUGUGUCCGCACAGCUGGACGACUCGGUGCUGGUUCUGCUGCGGGAGCGGGUCCCCCGACACGGCUCUGUAUCUUCAUACCCGCCCGUGCAGAUAGAGGAGCUGCAGGAGAGACCGGGCGCCGUGCUGGUGCGCUGGUGCAAGGUGGACGACGACUUCGCAGCAGCUGAAUAUCGGGUGCAGCACCGACUAUCCACCAGUGGAGGGAGCCAGUACGAAGAAGCUUACGUUGGCCGGGACUCCGAGUUUCUGGUCCUGAACCUGGACCCUCACAAAGACUACCUGUUCAGGGUCUGCGCUCGGGCGGAGGGUCGCACUGAGUGGAGUCCCUGGAGUAUCCCACAGGUCGGGUUCACCACCCUGGAGCCUCAUGUGUGGUCCCCUGGGUCUGACGGCUUCGUCCUGAGCAGCAGGAGGAACAUCGCUCUGAGAAAUGACUCAGUGUCUCAGACUCGCUGUCCAGUCAUCUACUCACACACUCCGACCCACUACUGUGGCCAGACCCUCACCUUUAAGAUCUUGGCGGCAGGACAGCCAGACGGCAGCGAUGGUCUUGGCGUCAGCUUGGACAAUGAUCGAGGGGCGGGGUCUCUGCAGCGAGACCAGGCUGUGUGCAUCUCCACUAACGGCGCCGUCUUUGUCAACGGUAAGGAAAUGACCAACCAGCUUCCCUCCAUCUCCGUCGGCUCUUGCGUGACCUUCGACAUGGAGCCGGUCCACUUGCUGCCUAACAACAACAACAACCUGAACGACGGCUUCAAGCUGCGCGUCACAAUCGGAUCGGGGAACCGCGAGGUGGUCUUCGACUGGCACCUGGAGUCGGCCGGGGACCGCCUCUUCUUCGGGUGCUGCUUCGUCCACACGGGCUGGAAAGUUCUGGUCUUCUAGCAGGGUUUCCUCCUGCAGUGUGGAAGAAGGUUAGCGGCUGCCUUUGUUGGGAGCGGUCUGCUCCGGGUACUCCAUCUGAUACGGCCGUGGUCACAUUAGUCAAGACGCCUCUCCUCCCAUGUCCGAGCGGUUGGUGUCAUCACUUCCUGUUUAUGAACCACGGGCGCAUGCUCGCUCUCGCCGCCGUGCAGGAACCCACGUGUGCAGGGAACGUCCUGGUGCCCUGACUCUCGCGUGCUUACGUGUGUUGCGUCCACUCUCUGAACUGUUUAUAACUCAGUGUUAGCAUUUAUGUCGCCAAACCUUCUUUUUUAGCAAUUUUGAAAUUCCGGAGCUUAAUCCACGCAUCACGUCAGCGUGACCAUGUUGCACAGUGUUGCGCCCGGUUCUCAGUGUGGGUCUCGAGGGUCAGCUGCAGGCGUUUCUGACUCCAGAUGAGCUUGCAUUGAAAAGCUGUUACAGGGGUUGGCACGGCUCACGUGACCAGCAGCUCCUAGUUACCGCUUCUCUACGGCAAAUCUUGGAACAUUUCCCACGGAAAACAAACGUCCAAGGACCGUUGGACAAUCAUGUGUUUUACCAGUAGACGGCGUCACUCAAACCAGUUAUCGACGUGUGCGAGUCCAGAUGAAAAGUGAGGUCGGAAGGUACAAGUUCAUGUUGGUGAGCAAAACAAACCUCAUUAAAGCUGUGACGGGGAAACUGCGAGCCCUGCUGGAGGAGUCUUUGGUUCUAUUUGUACUCGGGUUUUUUUUUUGUUUUUAAAUAAAACGCAAUGAACCUCCAUGAGGCUGAGUCUCGUUGGAGCCACUAGAGGGCGAUGUUCAGAGAGUCUUAGAAGAGGGGUAAGGGACUGAGAUUUCCUGAAGACUUUAUUUAAAUACAAAAAUACAGAAGACAAGAAACACAAGCAGAAAAAUAGAUCAUCUCUGAUUUGGUCUCAAAAUGUUCACCUGCAAAAAUAUACACGCUGAACCACUGUUACUGCUGGCUGCACUUCGAGUGAAGGAGAAAAAGGAACUACAGACUUUCUUUGUCGUUUAGACUGCGGCUUCCAGAAACUGAGGCUUGGGGACGUGUUCUAAACCUAAAAAAUAACGGAGCCGGUGAAUCAUCUGAAACAACGUUGGGUCGACCCGCUUUUGAAGCACGGAUGAAGAAGCUCUCGGCAGUUUGACAAGUCAUUCACUGAUCCUGGAACAGCUUACUUGCUGCGUGAGUGGGUUCUGUUGUCAUCAGUUGCAAUCGGAACCAGGUGAGUCCAUAUGGUUGUGUGAUCCGGACAGUUUGUCCUCCAUCCGAUCGGAAUCAGGAUCUGGCUGUGACUCCACCGCCGUCUCCCAGUCCUCCUCCUCCUCCUCCUCCUCCGCCCUGCAGUGGCUCAAUUGGACCGCCUGGUUCUGGAGCAGCCGGAGCCGGGCCAUGGCUCUGUCGAUGGUCAGGGUGCUGACCAGAUUGUAGUCGUGCAUGCUGACCAGGUGCAGCAGGAGGUUGCGACACAGGUUGUGUCGGACCAGGUGGUCGCCGUGGCGAUCCACGAAAAGCAGACACGCCUUGUUCAUCUGGUUCUCGCCGACGAAGCUGCGGAAACGGGUCGGUGAGUGUAGCACCAGGACAUGAGCUUCAUCUUAAAUGGCAGCAAUGACCAACCCGUGCUUCAUGACGUGAAGGUUCCACAGCUUCAUGAUCUCCUUCUCGCCCUCAUUCACGUCCGUGAACUCGUCGAUUUGCUGCCGGAACAUGUUGUGGUUCUGACUCGGGUUGACUCUGGGGUUGAUCGGUUUUGACUCACAAACCUUGACGGUCUUCUCUUUCAGCCACUCGGGGUCUCGCUCGUCCUCGCUGUCCACCUCCAGCUCCUGCUGGCGCAGCGGCGUGCACGAGUCGCUGUGGAAGUAGAGGCGGGCGUGCCCGCUGACUAGCGCCCUCUGCUGCCCCCCGUCACACCGCUCUGGCUCCAAAAACUCCGACAGACUGGGCUUUGAGCGCUUGGGUCUGAGAGGACAAGCAGGAGCAAGUCAGGAGGACCGAUGAGGGCUCUGUUAGCCGAGACUGAACGCCACCUGCAGACCAGGACGCUGCUAACCGCCGCCCUCUUGACCGGCCCGUUCCGGCUGAAGGCAAAGCCUGGCUGGCAGUGGACGUCCUGAGGGUUUCCUGCGUACGAGCCGUCGUAGAAAUCGUUGAUGGACACCUCGAUCUUUGCUCCUCUUGGGUGAGGCUGCAGGAGAGAGCUGGAACUUAGCCCACCACAACACUGCAGCGUCCACCAGCUCGACUCCUGCACAAUAGUCCACCCCGACAACCUUCACCGCUCUUCCAAACUGGUGUCCUGAUGCUCCAUGCAGCCCGCCCCGCCUUAUAACCCACUCCUUCCACCACCAAAACCCAAAGGUCAGAGAAAGUCAUCCACCCCAACACCUCCAGUAGUUUGUGUCCUACCCUUCCUCCCAAAAUCGUCGUCCAACACCCCACUCGGAAUCAGCCGCCCCAACUCUUCUGACCCAAAUACAAUCUGCCUCUAGUCCAACCAGAGUCUUUCUCAGCCCACAACGCAGACCAAGCCACCCCCCUGCACCAGUGGGUGUCUCACCACGUAGUUGAAGAGGAAGCGCGAGUGCAAGAGUUUGAGGUGCUUGAUGAGGCUGUAGAGCUUCCUGCAGUUGAUGGUGCACCAGGGGCAGUGCAGGUCGUCCCUGGCCUCCGUCUGCUGCCGCGUGUUGUUGUUGUACUGAAACUGGACCCAGAGGAGGGUCAGACUGGGCGCUCACCCCCGGGAGGUCUUCAAACAGGUCACCUGGUAGAAGAUCCUCAGCUUCUGCCGAGGCUCCGCGGACACCUGCUCUGGUCGCAUCGGAGCGCUGCAGUGGACCGACUCCUUCCAGGCUUCAACACAAGAGGUCGACGUGUGGCGUUCUUCCAUGUGAAGUCUGGGCCAGAGGCGGUGUGACUCACCCAGGGAGGUGUGUGCGGCUCUCGGGCUGCUUCCUCGGCUCUCCUGGGGGGAGUCAGAGUUCCGGGUGGACAGAGGUCUGGUCAGUGGAGGAGAGCAAGCUUCAGGGGAGUUGCUGGUCCAGCGGAGGCUGAACUGCAGAGUGGGACUCUGACAGAAGUUCUGUAGAGGCGGGAGGUUCUGUUGGGACCAGGAGGAGAGUCAGGCUGUGUGGGUCCUAGUGACGGCCGGCAUGUGGCCCACCUGCUCGUCCUGCACCGUCUCCCAGCUGACCCGCUUGUGGUUGGCCGCACCCCCCUGAACCUCCUGCAUGGAGACUUCAUACUCUCCGUCCAACAGCUGCAGAUGCCUGAGCGACAAGAAGAGGACGUCCUGAUUGCAGUUUGUGGAUGCAGGUGCUUCAGCUCGUGUGUGUGUGUGCGUUCACCUGUUCUUGUCAAAAACUGUCAUCUGAGCGACAAACAUGGUUUCCUCCCAGGGUAACGGGGCCCGCCCCUUCCUGAGCACGCUGUCCUCUGGAAAACACGCCAAGCAUCAGAAAGAGAAGACGCAACGCGUGCUCACAGCUGCCGGUGACUCACCUCGGCGCUGGUGCUGGUGAGACUCUCCGUGGGCGAGUCCCUGGUCCUGAGCAGGUCGCGAGGCUCGGAAGAGCAGGGAAUACGACCGGACCGUGUGAGAGUUGCUGGACUCAAACUCGCUGCUGGGAAUCAUCAGAGACGUGGAGGAUCCGGGUCGGAGCGGUGGACCAGGGGUGGCGUCCGGGUUGAGGGGAACCUGCUUGGUACCAGCUGGAACCUCCUUGAUGGGAGAGCUGACGUCCUGAGAGAAUCAAGGAGGACGAUCGGGUGUCAGUCCUGAGAGAAGGUGCAGGAGGAACCUGACCCACCUUCCUCUUCUUGUGACAGACUUUCAGCAGCAGAACCUCCAGAGAAACACAGGUCUGGUCGUUCUCACUGUCCUGAGACAGCGUUCCUGGCGACACAGCGGCGGACAGGUUUCACCGAGCUCGCGACCUGGCGAAGGCCAUCUUGCUCACCUGACUUGUGGAAGAAGCCGGUGAAGUUGAGCUGCAGGUUUGUCGUCAAGCUGAAAAGGAACGCGGCCAGUUAAGUGUCAACCACUUCCGCUUGGAAAAAAUGUGGGUCAUCGGCACCUCUUGGAGUCUCUUCCUCCACAUCUCCUCUCCACCACCGGCAGCAGGUGAUCCACCUUUGAUGAUCUCCUGGACAGUGAGGAUGUGGAUGUGUUGAAGUCAGAACUAGGCUUGCUAGCGGGGAACCUUCCCACCAACCUGCCGGCGUUGGUCCUGGAGUUUCUGUGCGACAUGUAGCUGAGGGUUCUGUGCAGGAAGAUGGGCUGUGGAAGAGCAGAGAAGUCAAACAUCCAGUCAGGUUUCGAAUGGGCGCACCGGGACUCACUGCGAUCAAGUUCCUGGUGCGGAGGAACCUGUAGAUCUGGGUUGGCUCUGGAAGUCAUGAGUGACAGUCAAGCGUGAGAGGUUCACCGAUGACACAUCCAGAGUGGGCUGUUCACCUGACACUCAUGUUAGCUCACUAGUGACUCACUCUCGAAGGCCUGGAGGAACAGCGCGUGCUCGGCCUGGACCUGCUGCACCGCGACGGCCGCCGGCUGAGCCGCCUGCUUGUGUGGAGCCAUGCAGGGGGUGAGGCCGAUGGCUGCUAACCGCAGAAACUGGCCGUCCCACGCCGCCGCAGAGGCAGCAUCACAGGAUCGAGGGCGCCGCUGUGGAGCGAGAGGCCGGAGACGGAGGUGGGAAAACCGAGCAGCAGCAGCAGCUGCUGCUCAGGCUAACCUGUUAGCACGCCACGAAGCGACGGGGAGGGAGAGAAGUCGAAGGUCGCUCUAACGGGGUUCAAUUCGGAUCCCAGCACAACGAGGUUUUCGCUCUUCGGAACCGGCCAGGAAGCGUCCGACCACGUUCGUCAAGCGCACGCGUGUGGAUCUGGCGUGUCUCUCCAAGUGAAUCCGGUCCAUCCAACUUCUUUUACUCCCAGUCAUCUGAACCGUAUUCAUCCGACCAGACAUCAAGCGUAAUGACCUCCAUCAUCAUCAUCAUCAUCAUGCGUGCGGAGCUCCAAGAAAUGCAUUUGAAGUAACAGACCGCAUGCUGUAGCUUAAGCUUUUAUUUUGGAAGUGAACCGUUGCAUCCGGUGUUUUAUGAAACUUUACUCGAGCUGUGAAGACGCUCGUGUCGUGUCAAAGAUCCCGCCUUCAUGCUGCUUUAUCCAAUCAGCGAGGUUGUUUGUAAAGUGUGGCUUAGUGAUUGGAUGCUAACUAUGGUUCGUAUCGACAGCGUCAGACACCGUCAAAUAUCAAAUCCAUAUUGAAAUUGGUAUCGGUAAAUCUCAGUUACAACCUCAUGGAUUUAUUAAAAAAAAAAAAAAACCUCUGCACAACUAACCUGACCAGACAGACGAAGAGGCUCUGAUCAGAGUCUCUAAUAGAUGACAAAGCUCUUCAGUGUUUUAUUAUCCAACAUUUAUAACUGAAUGAACUUGUUGAAAGACACUGGUUCUUGUCUGGCCUUGGGCGUUAUAAUUAUCAGACAAAACACUCACACAAGUUCACAUUUAUUGAUCAAACACUUUCCCUUUUAAAGAUGUCGUUGUUUCGCACAACACACACAACAGCGCCACUACUUGGUGACAAUGAGGAAGAGCAGUAUGACAGCAGAGAUUCUGCAGGAGACUGAACCACCUGAAGCUUCCUUUAAAGCCAGAAGGUUAAUAAAUAAUAUUAGACGCCAGACGAAAUUAAACAGUGAUCGUACGUGGACUUGUUUUGUUCUCUGAGGAUCUUCGUCGAGAUGACUCUCAGGUGACCUGCAGGCUGAUGACCUCAGCUGACUGGUCGUCCAGGCGACGAACAUGAUCUCAGCUCCUUCGCCGGGCGUCAGUGUUUCCUCCACAGGAUGUAGGUCAAGAGCAGGACGAGCCCGGCCGACAGCCCCGCGAUCACAAACUGGUGGAUGGACAGCACAUUCUCCAGCGCGUGGAUCCGCUCCUCCAUGGCGCUGGUGUGGAAGUAGUCGUAGAUGCCAGCGGUGAUGCUCCAUAUGGCCCACACGGCGUCCACCACUAGGGGCAUUGUGGCGGCGCCGCGGAUCAGACCUACGUGUCAGAGGCUGGAAGGAGAUGAUGGAGAGGAACCAGAUCAUCAUUUUCAUCAGAAUCCAAAUCCCCUCAAAUCAGAAGAAAAACGUGCAGCAAUCGAGCUAGUGCUAGGCGAAGUAUCAAGCAAAACAUAUAAAGGUCACAGAGCUUUAUGUUGACCUGACAAUGGCCACACCAGCAGUACCACUGCAGUACAUGUUCUGCUCGUCUGAAGCUCCAUCUUUGGCUCCAAAACCAAGCAAACCAUUCAUUUCGGGGACGCACCCAUCAACACGUCACGUCAUCAGCACCUGGAUCUGGAACCAGAACAGGUCCGACAUGGCCUGCGGUGCUAACACGUUAGCCGCAGCUAUCUGCACUGGUGUCAGCAACACACUUACGUCAUCGGGUCUUCGGUCUCCCAGACUGGGGAAGUGCAGUGAUUGCAGAAGGGACGGACGGACCCUCGGUCAGCACACCCCCGGACCUUCU